AAUAAAGUUCGUUUGUAUUAUUGUGUAACUGGGCCUAUUUGCUCGAAAAUUACAAAAAAUAUUGGAAUCCUAUCUUCUCAUGAAGUGACGUGUCAAAUCCAUGUCACAAGCUGCUCAAAAGUCAGACGAAACAUGAUAACGUAAGCUCCUUGAACUCAUCGUAUCUCCACCACCCAAUCGACAAGCUAAGACAUAUCAAAAACGGACGACACAACUUAUGGCCCAUUAACGAGAGAAGAUAACCCACCAUGCUAGCCUCAACCGGAGAAGAUGAACCGGACCCUGCCAUCGGACCAGACCCGCCAACGGAAGCAGCUACUCCAAGAGUGCUGACUAUAAUCUCCCACGUGAUGGAGAAGCUCGUGGCACGAAACGAGUGGUUGGCUAAGCAAACUAAGGGAUUCGGGAAAAGCUUGGAGACGUUUCACGGCGUGAGAGCACCGAGCAUAAGUAUAGCGAAGUACCUUGAGAGGAUAUAUAAGUACACAAAAUGUAGCCCGGCGUGUUUCGUGGUAGGGUAUGUGUACAUAGACCGGUUGGCUCAUAAGCAUCCUGGUUCUUUGGUUGUCUCCAUGAAUGUUCAUAGACUCCUCGUCACCUGUGUCAUGAUUGCUUCCAAGAUCCUUGACGAUGUGCAUUAUAACAACGAGUUCUACGCUCGGGUUGGAGGCGUGAACAAUGCGGACUUGAACAAAAUGGAGCUAGAGCUUCUCUUCCUCCUUGACUUCAGAGUUACCGUUAGUUUUAGAGCUUUUGAGAGUUAUUGCUUUCACCUCGAGAAAGAAAUGUCACUGAACGGUGACGUUUCUUCUCUCCAAGAUAAUCAACCAAUGCAAGAGAGUCUCUCCACUGUAUCUUCUCUAUCUACUCUAUAUGUUUAAUAUACAAACAAAUUUCGUCUCUUAAUCGUAAGUGCGUUUGGUUCGCGGGAAAAGUUUAUCAAUUUACAUUUUAAUCUAAAAUUUUGAUUUUUUUGAUAAUUUAUUUCAAAUUCAAGUUAUAAAAAUUAGUUGAUUCCACCCAUUUAUGUA
Thlaspi arvense is the source of this 1031-nucleotide messenger RNA. The record is from the annotation of a GenBank genome assembly. NCBI's taxonomy places the organism in Eukaryota, Viridiplantae, Streptophyta, Magnoliopsida, Brassicales, Brassicaceae.